AUGUCCAUCAUCCGAAAGUGGCUGAAGAGCGCCAUGCCAGGGUUUGCAACCACCAAAUUCACACCUUUGCACUUUCCCACCAGCGAUCUCCCGAUAGUCCACAAGAGCAUCAUACUCGAAGAAGAGCGACUCGUGGACUUUCAACGAGGCCUUUUCUAUCCGGUGCAGAUUGGCGAGACAAUCGCUUCCCGCUAUCAGGUCGCUGGCAAACUUGGCUUUGGCUCCACUUCUACAGUAUGGCUGGCUCGAGAUAUGCAGUCGUCGCUAUGUGCGCUCCGCCAUCGACAUGUUCACUAUCGAGCACGAGAAUGGGAGCCAUCGGUGUCUCGUACAGGAGCCAUCUGGAACGUUGGAGUUAUGAUCUGGACCGUCUUCGAAAAUUCGUACCUCUUCGUGGGCCAGGAUCCCGGAUUGCAGUGUUACUCUACUCGUGCACAUCUCGCCGAGCUCAUCGGUUCGCUGGGUCCGCCGCCUCUUGAUCUUCUUCAGCGAGGUCGCCGAGUUGAUGAGUUCUUUGACAAGGAUGGUCAAUUCAUUGCAGAUGUGACGGUUCCCCAAAGCAGUCUCGAGGACCGGGAGACUUCGUUCGAAGGCAAGGAGGAGGAAGAUUUUCUGAGGAUGGUACGAGGCAUGCUUCAGUGGCGGCCAGAAGACCGCAAAGUCGGAGGAUCCUUGGCUGAAUAG
This is a messenger RNA of Fulvia fulva, 684 nucleotides long. RefSeq lists its product as uncharacterized. The record is from RefSeq and is a predicted model, not a curated record. Gene Ontology annotation, biological process: regulation of mRNA processing; spliceosomal complex assembly. The transcript is spliced from 4 exons. Bases 1 to 684 code for a protein of 227 amino acids. NCBI's taxonomy places the organism in Eukaryota, Fungi, Ascomycota, Dothideomycetes, Mycosphaerellales, Mycosphaerellaceae.